Messenger RNA from Vitrella brassicaformis, 6194 nucleotides. The record is from the annotation of a GenBank genome assembly. Lineage: Eukaryota; Vitrellaceae.
CCACACGAUGUGCAGUUAGCGCACCUGGUGGGCUGUGAAGAUCCGCGAGCCAUCAUGGUCCGUGACUGCGUGGUGGUUCCUCACAGCUUACCACUUAGUCGGUGUGCCUGUGCCAAAAAGCCGAGCACUCACCUUCACACAAACACACACAACUUAACUACCAGAGACCGUCCCACAUCUUCACCGCAUCACCCCACCAACCCAGCCCCAGGGCUCCCGACACGAACGGACUCAUUUAAGACGACAAGAAGCCCUUAAAUGCACACGCAUGGCAGGCAAAAACGAAAUGUCCUGUGAGUGAGUGAGGGUGUUGCAAAUACCACACCCACAGACUCCCUCUCUCUCUCUCUCUCAUCCAGACACCCUGCCGUACGAAACGUACCUUCCUUUGGGCAGCAUGACAAGCACACAAACAUACACAUACAAUGAGCGGGAUCGACGGACAUCCACACGCGCAUCGCAUCGCAUCGCAUCCAGUCGGAUUUUGCAAAUGCACACACAACACAUACCCACACACAUGGCAUGGACCCAUCAACCCAUGUUAGUUAGAAUCCACGUCUCGACGUCUCGACAGUGAGAUCGAUCACGCCUCACCUCACUCAGGUCAGGUGCUCACUCACUUCAUCCAGUCGGCGAGCGACAGACGAUCCAGAGGGUUCCUGGGGAUGGUGGGCGGGUUCUUGGGGAUGAGGACGGGCCGAGGCUUCCUCGGGGUCACAGUGACGGAGUUGCGCCGCGAGUACUGCAUGGGAUACACCUCCCCGCCAGACACCAGCCCAUAGAGGCAUGGCUCUUUGACACGGUGAGCCUGAUUGACGCACACACGCCGGGGCACAUGCGCUGGGUGCAUUGCAUUGCCAUUUCGGUUGGCCCAUGCACUCACUGCACUUGCCUGCAGGCACUCGAUGGCGUCCUCGACCGUCUUGAACUGGAUGAAGCAGAUGUGUGAGACGCGGCGCACAUCCAGGGGUGAAGGGCCGCUCUCAGGCAGACCCUUCAAUCAUACAGACAGACAGACAGACAGACAGAAGGACGCACCGCACAAGGACACGACACCCAGGGAUGAGAUGCAAUGCAGGCACCAGUGCCAACCCACCCCCCCAUCGACCGACCUCUGUGAGCAGCUUCUCCAGUUCGGCGAGACUUUUCUCGUAGGGCCAGGUCUCCAUAACUAUCUGCACAUCCAUCUCACACAACCAACCCAACACAGGUGGCCACAAUGAUCCGUGCGGUCUCGUUGGUCGCCCACGGUGUUUGUUGGCUGGCGAAUGGGGGGGCUGCUGCCUCGCGCAGGCGGCGACCGCGGUGGCGAUGGCGAGGGCGACCGAAGCCGACGUCGCUUCGGUGUAGUGCUACGUCUGGCACACAGGCAGCCAGCCAGCCACCAGUAUGUGUGUGUACUGAUUGACACACCCCUUGUGUACUCACGAGCGGUUCAGGAUGUUCCCUGGGAAAGGGUCAGGGUUGGAGUUGCGCCUCGAAUACUGCAGGCCAUAGACCUUAUCGCCACACACGAGCCCAUAGGCGCACGGCUCGUUGACACGGUGCGCCUGACACACACACAAGCACGCCUGUUUGGCUCACUCCCCUCACUUAUUCACUCACCCGCAGGAACUUAGUGGCGUCGUCGACGGUCCUGAACUGAAUGAAGCACAGCCUCUGAAGCGCAAUGCUGUCCCCCGCUUCUCGGCGGACAUCCAAAGGAGGAUGGCAGCUCGCAGGCAGCCCCUACAGACAGACAAUUAACACACAAGCGCGCGGUUCAUGUCGAUGUGCGGGCGGGUGCCCUCACACGUACCUGUGUGGCCAGUUCCUCCAGCUCAAUGAGGCCUUUGUCGUUAGGCCAUCCGUCAACCACAAUCUGCACCCGCGUCACACACAGAUGGCUCCUUGAGUGCUCGUGUGUGGUCUUGUUGGCCGCGCACGGUGUUUGUUGGCUUGCGAAUGGGGGGGCUCCUGCCUCGCGCAGGCGGCGACCGCGACCGAUUGCGACGUCGCUUCGGUGUUGUGCUGCGCCUGACAGACACACACCCACACAGCCAGCCACCCAUAUGUGCGUGUACUGAUUGACAUAAAGCCUCUCGUCACUCACAGGAAUGGGCUGCUGACGGAGUUUCGCAUCGAGUACUGCAAGGGAUAGACUUUCUCAUCACGCACCAGCCCAUAGCCGCACGGCUCAUUGACACGGUGCGCCUGACACACACACACACACACACACACGGACACGUGUGUGGGUUGAGUGCGGCCUCCCUCGUUCACUUUCUUUUGAGCCAUGCACUCACUCACCUGUAGGAAAUCAGCGGCGUCGUCGACCGUCCUGAACUCGAUGAAGCACAGCGGCUUCUGGGACGCCCCUGCCGCCGCUCGCCGGACGUCCACAGGAGAAGGACAGCCGUCAGGCAGCCCCUGCACGUUCGCAUAGAGGGAGGGAGGGACACUCACUCACUCAGAAGAGAUCACUAACUGUGGCCAGCCGGCAGGUUACCAUGGACGAAAGCGCAUGUCCAUACCUCUGUGGCCAGUUUCAUCAGUUCCGCCAGAGGCUCAUUGCUGGGCCACAUGUGUACUACUACCUGCACCCAUCUCAUCUCACACACGACACAUACAUACAGGAUGGAUGGAUGGACGGUGGCUGCUCGACUGUGUCUGUGGGGCGUUUGGCUGUGUACCUACCGUGUCUGUUGCCGUGCACAGCGAUGGCGACCGAUUGAGGCGGAUGGGCGAGAGCGACCAGAGAUUGCGGGGGACCCCUCUUUGGCGUCGUGCUGCGCCUGACACACAACACAACGCAACACACCACAGCUCGCCACAGCACCCAGUGUGUGGCCAUCUUCAUCUGAGGGGACGCAGGUAGGUACCUCACCGUCGCAUGUCUGCAGACACAAACAGACGGACACAAAUGGUGUGUGUGUGGUCGAGUGCGUCUUUGCCCGCCUAGCUCACUCACCCUGGCUGUGGGGUGACCGGUCGGACCGCUCUCGCCGCUUGCUGCUUUGGCGAGGACGGGAAGGGGAUAAUGGCGAAGACGGCGAACGACCCUGAUGGAUGCACACACGUGAGACCCUACAUGAGCCUGCUAGUUGUCGCUCGUGUGUUCAUGUAGGUAGGUACUUGUCGGUUGUCUGUCUGUCGUCGGUCGUCCCGGUCGUAAUAAUCCUCGUCGCGAGGGGAAAGCCGCCGGUUGCUGCCGCCCCGCGAGACGGUACGGAGCGCUGCACAGAGAGAUGAGAUGAAGGCAGUGCAGACACGGUCAUAUUGGCAUGGUUCACUACUUUGUCUCUGUCUCAUGUGAUAUGCCUGCGGUGUGUGUUUGGCUUACAUGGGCUGCGACUGUCACGGCCGUGUCCACCAUCCUACACACAUCCAUCCAUUCAUCCCACACACAGACAGCAAAGCACAGCACACGGGCGCAAAUGCCGCACCACUCGACCUGCGUACAUUGUCACGUGAGCGCGAGCGACGGCGGCUGACGGACGGACGGACAGACAGACAGAAUGGAUGGAUGGAUGGACGAUGCAUGUGCUCUGCCUGUCUGGCGUGCCAGCGUACUCUCUGUCCCUUGACGGCUCUCUGGAGUGGCCACUGUCAUACUUGUCAUCGUACUCAUCGUCAUAGCUGUCUCGGCGGCGUCUGGUUCUGUCGACAGAUGGCGACAUGCUGCCGCCUGGGGAACGAGAGCGUUCACCAGAGCCUCGGCCGCUGUCUGCUGCUGGGGGUGGGACGUCUGGGUGAGUGAAUUGCCAGAGAGAAAGAGCAUAUCACACCAAGCUUGGUAGGGAUGUCUGUGUGUGCGUGUGCAUCCCUACCUCGAGGCGGGUGUCCAUUGUCUUGCUCGCGCUGGGCGGGUGGCUCCUGUUUGACGGCAGGCGGUGCAGUGGGCACCCACAGACGGCCCUGCAUUGCAUGUGCGUUCAAUUCACCACACACAGAACGGACGCACACCCCACGUGUGUCGAGUGGAAGGUUGAGUGGGUGACCUACGGCGUGUUCAUUGUAGAUGUGUUUGAGCCAGUUGCAGAGGUCGAGUGCCUGCCCGCGGAACUGGGGCGUGUUGCCCAGGCAGUCGCUGUUGAUCUGGGUGGCCGUCUUGCCACUCAUCGUUGCCAAAUGAGAACCCUUGUACCGACUCUGACAGAUUGAUUACAUCCAUCCCACCCACCCAUAUAUCGUGAAUCGCCUCGCAUCGCCUCUGUGUGUAUCCCACCCCACCCACCCCACCCACAAACACACAUACCUCGAUGACAAUCUCCAGAACGCUCUUGGCCAGCUCGCUGUCAUCUCGCUCGAGCGCCUUGACCAGCUGGUGGUGGUCCAGGUUGAUCAGCUGACGCUCCACGCACCCAGCAGGCGCCCUCUGCUCCGUCGGUGACUGCCUGCGGGCUGUGGAGAUGGGGUCGCCUUCCUGCUGAUUGCCACCCCCACCACCACUCGUGGCUGCCCCAGCCUCAGUCUUGACUCGGACGCCAGCACCCUUCCGCACGCGCCUUCCCUCCCUCUGCUGCUGCUGCUGCUGCUGGUGGUGGUCGUCAUCAAUGACGAUUGCCUCUCGCUGCUGGUUGCAAGCACGGCGCCGGGCCCCAUCAGUGCGUCCUGGCAAGCGCCGAAACAAGUACCACAUUCUGACUGUAUCCAUCAUCAUGGCUUGUCGCUCUCUCGACAUACCUGAGCCCCGAGCAGUGCGCAUCGCCCCUCCUACGCGCUUGCCGCCCACCCCUCCCUCGCUCCUGCGCGACACAGAGUCCGACGGGAGUGGGUUCUCGUCGCCACUCGGCACAGUUGCAUACCUGUUGUCGCCAUUUGGUGGUGCCGGUGGUGCUGCGGCGGCCUGUGCUUGUCCGUCCCCCGCCUGACUGUCAUCCAUCUGUCGCUCCUGGUCUAGCAUUUGCUGGUCGUCUUGCAUCGGCUGGUCCCCAUCGGCAGCUGGGGGCUGUUGCGGUGGUGGGUAUGUGACGCCAUGGUGCUGGCCGACGUGCAUUGCUGCAUCCUCAGGGGGGGUGGGGACGCGCACGGGGGGCCGCACAGCCAUGGGGGCAGCGGCAGGCGGCGGGAUGGGGCGAGGGCAGUGCGGCAUCGCUGACGCGGAUGACACAAACGACAUCACACACCCAUGUUAUGUGUGGUGGAUGCAGUUCACUCUCCCACCAGUCACCUGGGUGGACGAACGCUCCGUUGUGGCUUCCUGGCGGCAACGGGGGACCGCUCACGAUGAUGCCGCCGUGACCUGUCGGCAGCAUGAACGCAUCGAGGCAAGUAUGGGCGGUUGUUUGAGGUCGCCUGUCUGUUCCUGUGUGUCUGAGUGUACCGUAGAAGAAUGGUGGGGGCCAGAAUGGGGGCUGUGGAGGGCCGUACGGGCCCAUAGGAGGCCAGGGUGGGUAGGCAGAUGCUGCUGCAUCGCCUCCCUGGCCACCAGGAGGGGUGGCGUACGCUGAACACGGAGAAGAUGAGGUGGCUCUACUGCUGUUGUUUGUGUGGGUGUCUGACUGACUGACCGGCGGAUGGGUCUUCCAUGUCGUGUGGCUCGGUCUUGGUGACGGUGUCCUGUGCGCCGUAGUAAUGGUCGCCCCCCUCCCCCUCCUCUACCGCUUCCUCGUUCUCGUCACUCACUGAAGUCCACAACACACAACGCAACACAUCUUCAUAGACAAGCGACGGUCUUCACCUUCACCCUCCUCCCGGGCGUCCUCCUCUCCACCCUGGUCGUACUCGUCACCCACUGAAGGAACAAACAAAGGAAACACUACACGGCACAUCCCUGGGCCACAUGAUGCGGUCGGUGUGUGUGCCCGUCCGGCUUACCACCUGAGAGGUCUGCUGCCGCGGCCGUGGCGAACCUUGCUGCCGGACGAUGACCCGCACCAGCACGAUGCCCGUGAUGGUAGGGUGUCUGUGGCGCUUCGGAUGACACUCGCCUUGGGGCUCGCGAGGCUGUUCUGGCGAGCUCUUGCUUGACGUCUGCACACCCUGCUGACAAACAGCAUACAGCACAGAGAGCACACAAUACAUCCAGACAUAUAUACAUGCACACACAUCGUGUGCAUCUGUGGAGGGAAUCUCUUCCUGUGGCGUACCUGCGACGCCCCGGCUGCUCAUGACAGGCGGAUCUGGCCCUCUCAGACUUCACUCACCGCCGCGAGCCCGGCUGGCGUGUGCUUGUGAAAUGGCAAUAAGCGAAAGAGAUCAAUGUAUUUCACACU